GGUACGAUCGGAAAAGCUUUCCAUCGGAGUUUAAACUAGUAAAUAGUUUUUAGAAGUACAAAACAGCUGAAUCACAAUUAAACUACAGUUCCGACAAAAAAAUACUAUACACGCUAACUUUUCUUAUACCACCUCCAACGCAGAGUCAACGCUUACCAGAAAUAUUAGUCGUCGAGUCAUAAUAAAUGGUCGGUUGGGCUAGCUGGUGAGUUGGUUGGCCUUUGCUCCUUGACACAUGACAGUAAUAGUCAAGCAAUAGAGCCCAUCCCAACUCAACUGGCUUCCACUUAGUUUUGCAUCUUUUCCCUCCUUUUGCCCUUUUCCUUAGUGCCUCUCCCUCCAUUUUUUUUGUCUAUAUAAAUACGGAAACCGCGUCUUCCCCUGCCUGGCAUCUAUAUCAAGCAACCAAAGGAGAAGAAGACCAUCGUUCAUCUUCAUCAAAGGAGGAAAUAAUGGGAGGAGGGAAUGGGCAGAAAUCCAGAACAGCUCGGGAGAGAAACAUGGAGAAGCUCCAAAAGGCCGCCAAUAAGGGAAGCCAGCUUCAGUCCAACAAGAAGGCCAUGACCAUCCAGUGCAAAAUUUGCAUGCAGACGUUCAUAUGCACGACGUCGGAGGCCAAGUGUCGGGAGCACGCCGAGGCCAAGCAUCCUAAGUCUGAUGUCUUCACUUGUUUCCCCCAUCUCUCCACCAAGUAAUAAUGGUGGAAUAGCUACAAUAAACCUGCAACUCCAAAGACACGAAGAAAGAGAGAGAAGCAGCUUAGCUUUAUGUAUUACAUGUGUGAUCAAUUUGUCUACCCAUGAAAUAUGAAAGAAGGAUAUGUAUAUGGCGACAACCAUCUAAUGAAUCGUGAAGUUCCUGUUCCGAAAUUGAGAUAUAAUUCAAAAAAGAGCUGUAUUUAACGUAAGA
Molecule: messenger RNA, 909 nt
Organism: Linum tenue
Lineage: Eukaryota; Viridiplantae; Streptophyta; Magnoliopsida; Malpighiales; Linaceae
Source: the annotation of a GenBank genome assembly